AUGGCGCAGACACCCGCUGGCAAGUCCACUGGAGGUGUCCUCCAGAUUCCUGUAGCAGCCACGCAAAAGAACGGUCCCACUGCUCCCAAGAAGCCUCCAAAACCAGCAGCGCCUCGACUCAAAUUGCUCGUCAGACGACUCCCUCCCGGCUUGACUCAGGCGGAAUUCGAAUCCGCAGUUGGGCCUGAAUGGAAGCCCGGCGCUGGCAAGGUGGGUUGGUUCCAGUAUAAGCCCGGCAAGGUUUCUAAAGACCCGGCUAAACCCUCUCGGCCUUCGCGCGCCUACAUUCACCUGAAUUCAAGCGAUCACAUCAUUCCUCUCUCCACCAAGGUCCGACAGACUUCUUUCAUCGAUGCUCGCAGUACCUCCAAUGAUCCUGUCCUCAUUGGACCCCCCUCCGUCGAGUAUUCCCCAUACGCGAAGAUCCCCGGCAAUCGUGUACGCAAGGACGCUCGUCAAGGAACAAUCGAUCAAGAUCCCGAGUUUAUCGCCUUCCUCGAGAGUCUCACCCAGCCCAUCGUGAAACCUCCUCCCGCCGAGACUAAUGAGGGAGAGGAAAAGAAGGAUGCGCCCAUCAUAACACCCCUGGUGCAGUACAUCAGAGAGAAGAAGGCCAACAAGGCAAAGGACUCUUCCAACAAAUCGUCGAAACACUCCAAGUCGGACAAGGAAGGAAAAUCAGAGAAGGUGCAGGCGAAGAAACUCCUGCAGCGACCGGACAAGGAGACUUCUCAGUCGGGCUCGGCAGAGAAGGGCGAGAAGAGGCCUAAAUCCGACAAGGCAACCAAGGAGGCUGUCAAGGCGGCUACCAAACAAGCCGCCAGUGUCUCCAAACAAAGUGGAAAGUCGACCGGGGCGCAGAAUUCUCCCAGGGAUUCUAGCCAGUCGGCUCCUACCUCUGAGCGCAAGAGAGAACGUGGAACUGUCGCUGCGGCGGCCAAGAUCCUGCAGCGUGAUCUAGGUCUGGCUCCGUCAGGUGGACGUCGCAGAGGGGGGAAGGCUGCCGCCGCGGCUGCUGCUGCUGCUGCUGCGGCCGCCGAGUCCGAUACGCCCAAGGCAGAGCAGGUCUCGGAAACUGGCAAGAAGGAUACGUCUACGAAGCCGCCCAAGGGAUCAUCAUCUCAAAAUGCAAAAGGUAGAGGUCAGGACGCACAAGCCACCGAACCGUCCUCCUCUCAGAAUCAAGCCGAAACAAAGACACCGGCCGCUGCCCCGUCGCAGGGCAAGUCGUCGAGAUCUACGAAAGGAAAGCAAGCAGCCCCGCCUACGACUGUGACCGCCACUCAGGCCUUCCUGAAACAUGCAAACCCAUCGCAGGGCGUCACUGAAACGUUACUCGACACCGCGUUCUCCCCGUUCGGCAAGAUCUUGAAGGUCGAGAUUGACAAGAAGAAGGGCUUCGGGUACAUUGACUUUGCCGAGUCCGAUGGACUUCAGAAAGCCAUCGCGGCCAGCCCGGUCACCGUGGCGCAAAGUCAGGUUGUCGUGCUGGAACGCAAGGCCAACCCCGGAGGCGAGAAGGGCCGUGGCAAGAAUCGCUCGGAGACACAACCUGCCGCCAACGGAGGCGGCGGUGGCACCAGCAGCAACAACAACAAUCGCGGUAGUGGUGGUGGUGGUGGUGGUGGAAAGGCAGAAGGGAACACCGGAUCGUCUCGCGGAUCCCGAGGCGGUCGAGGCAAGAACAAGAGCGGUUCGAAAGGCGGAGGCGGAGGGAGCGGAGGAGCUGGAGGAAGCGGAAAUGCCGGUGCAGCGGAGGGCAGGGCGAGUGCAGAGGCGAAGUGA
Messenger RNA from Aspergillus affinis, 1785 nucleotides. Its product is annotated as putative nonsense-mediated mRNA decay protein Upf3. Gene Ontology annotation, cellular component: cytoplasm; nucleolus. The record is from RefSeq and is a predicted model, not a curated record. The transcript is spliced from 2 exons. Gene Ontology annotation, molecular function: mRNA binding. NCBI's taxonomy places the organism in Eukaryota, Fungi, Ascomycota, Eurotiomycetes, Eurotiales, Aspergillaceae. Gene Ontology annotation, biological process: positive regulation of translation; nuclear-transcribed mRNA catabolic process, nonsense-mediated decay. The coding region runs from base 1 to 1785 and encodes 594 amino acids.